Penicillium vulpinum is the source of this 486-nucleotide messenger RNA. RefSeq names its product EthD domain-containing protein. The record is from RefSeq and is a predicted model, not a curated record. NCBI's taxonomy places the organism in Eukaryota, Fungi, Ascomycota, Eurotiomycetes, Eurotiales, Aspergillaceae. The coding region runs from base 1 to 486 and encodes 161 amino acids. Gene Ontology annotation, molecular function: oxidoreductase activity. The transcript is spliced from 2 exons.
AUGAAUCCUCUACCUGAAGAUCACAAAUUCACUCAUCCAGAGCUGAAUUAUGAGGCCGAGCCAAACUUCCAACCAGUCAUCAAAGUUUCAGUCUUUUUCCGCAAGAAGGAUGGAAUUUCGCACGAAGAUUUCUUUACGCAUUGGCAGACUGUUCAUGCAGAUUUGGCUGUCGCUACUGAGGCCUUCCAGCACAAUAUUCUCCGAUAUGUUCAGCACCAUCAAACCCCUGAGAUGAAGGCACGCAUGACAGGCAUCGGUGAAAGUGUCCUGGAUUACGAUGCAUGUGCCCAGCUAUGGGUACGAAACUGGGAUGGCUGGUUGGGAUUUUGUCAAAGCCCCGAAUAUUUGGCCGCGUUAAGUGAUGAUUGCGAACGUUUCAUGGCCUUGCCAAUGACCUAUAUGAUUGGCUAUGAAAAUUUGGUUGUGGGUGAUGCUGCUCAAACCCUUGGUGGCAAGAGUGGGUUGUCAACGAAAGUGACUCAGUGA